Messenger RNA from Pangasianodon hypophthalmus (striped catfish), 1987 nucleotides. It is a transcript of the gene jam2b, whose product is annotated as junctional adhesion molecule 2b. The record is from RefSeq and is a predicted model, not a curated record. The transcript has 10 exons. Gene Ontology annotation, cellular component: cell surface; protein complex involved in cell adhesion; tight junction. Gene Ontology annotation, biological process: leukocyte tethering or rolling. The coding region runs from base 3 to 1001 and encodes 332 amino acids. NCBI's taxonomy places the organism in Eukaryota, Metazoa, Chordata, Actinopteri, Siluriformes, Pangasiidae.
GAAUGGUCUUAAAAGAGUCGUUUCAAAUGAAUCGGUUCUUUCGUGAAUCGCCAUCAUUCUUUUGUGCAGCGUCCAGAAAACUCCUCGCUGUAGCUGAAUCCGCAGGUUUAAAGAUGACCCUGAUGCGACUGCUCGUGUUCUUCCUUCUGCCCUUGGUGCUGAUUCAUGGCACCAUUUCAGUAAUUGUGACAACCAGCAACCCAGAAAUGGAGGUCCAUGAGAACACAAAUGCUGUUCUCUCCUGUAAGUUCCAGACGGAAAAAGAGACCAACCCACGGAUAGAAUGGAAAAAGAAAGGCCAUGAUGUCUCCUAUGUUUAUUUUGACGGUGAAUUUACAGGCUUGUUUAAAGGCAGAGCUUCAAUCGAUGGAGCAACAGUGACCCUGCAUGGUGUUAAUCAGAAAGACUCAGGGAUCUAUCACUGUGAAGUCACUGCACGCCGAGACAAGAUCCGUCUUGGGGAGGUCACAGUCUCCCUCAAUGUGCUUGUACCUCCCCAUGUUCCUUCAUGCCACGUGCCUGAGACUGCAAUGAGCGGCUCUGCAGUGGCACUGCACUGUGAGGACAAGCUGACUGUCCCCCCUGUCACUUACAGCUGGUACAAGGACAACAGGCCCCUGAGCGCAGCCCAUCUCCCAGACAUUAACUACAGCGUAGACAACAAAACAGGCACUCUGAAAUUUAAAAGCUUGUCAAAAUCUGACGCAGGACAAUACCGCUGUGAGGCCUCUAACAGUAUUGGGCCACCAAAGAGCUGCGUGGGUCAACAUAUGAACGUCACUGAGUUUGAGCUGAAUCUGUCAUUAGUAAUAGCAGUUGGAGUGGGUGCUGCUCUUUUAUUGCUCUCCUGCUCUCUGGCUGUUUGUAUAUGCUGCCAGCGAGGCUACUGUUGCUGCUACUACAAUGAAAGGAAAAGAGGAAAACAUAAAAGAAACAUGGCAAACUACAGCCCCCCAGCAGAUCCUAAACACUACAAGCACACAGAGUCCUUUGUGAUAUAAAAAAGGUGUCUCCAAGAUGUAUUGGGUGCUGGUGUAUGCUUAUAAGCAAUGGAUUGCCAGUUUAUUAGGUAUACACAUCUAGAAACUGAUGAACUGCCAGCUCAGUGCACAGGCAAUGCACCACCAUGCUGAUUCCUGGAUCUUCAACCUGCUUUACCUCUUUAUACACUCAGAGCUGGAUGAUGGCACUGGACCAGUCUACUACAUCCACUAUGAUCAGGAACCGAGAUUCCCUAAUAAAAUAUCUCCAGCUUUUGGACAUUGACAAUAAUACAUGUGACUUCCCUGAUAAAUGGGCACAGACAAGCUGCAAGUCCCCCUAGUGGGAAGGUUUUAUCACUGCAGGCCUAGCAGGAGCUAUCACACAUGACAUACAGUUUUUACACUUUCACUGUGGACAAGUCAACAUGAUUAUGUGCUACAGUUAUGAAGUUUAUGUGCAGGAAGUGUUUUUUUAUUCUUAGUGGUGUUUUUACAGUCUGAGAAAAAAGCAGUUGUUUUAUACUGUUGCAAUAUUGUGUGUGGAAAAGGAAGUGGGUGAGUAACAGUUUCAAAAUCUUUUGCAUGGAUGACUGAUCAGUUCAAAUAAAAUAAGGAAAAAAGCACACCAAAACUGGAUGUUAAACUGAUUUUAUUCAUUAGGCACAAUUUCCAGCAGAUGAAAAUUCUGUGUUUAUAAAACACCCCUGAAGUAAAAACAUGAUUUUUAAACGACUCUUCUUGGAUUAUUGUAUUGUGUUAUUAUACAGAUGUUUGGGUCAAACAUGUUUACAGGAUGAAGUUAUGAUUUGUUUAAAACAGCAAAUUUCUAAACACAUCAGUAAAACACUGAUUUGCAGAGGAUGAUAUUUGAGCUCAGUGAGGUCAGUAAAAUGUUCAUGUUUUGGGCGUUUAAGAUUAAAAUGAUGAUACUCAGAAACUAGGUUGUUAAAAGGUUGCUAACUUUCCUAAUGUUACAGUGAUGAAUAAAAUAGUUUUGAUUGUUA